Messenger RNA from Corapipo altera (White-ruffed manakin), 1805 nucleotides. It is a transcript of the gene HDAC5, whose product is annotated as histone deacetylase 5. Gene Ontology annotation, biological process: chromatin organization. Gene Ontology annotation, molecular function: histone deacetylase activity. Lineage: Eukaryota; Metazoa; Chordata; Aves; Passeriformes; Pipridae. The record is from RefSeq and is a predicted model, not a curated record. Gene Ontology annotation, cellular component: histone deacetylase complex.
CUCCCCAAGGCAGGGGAGCUGGCACGGCAGCCCCCCACCCACCCUGAGGAGACAGAGGAGGAGCUGACGGAGCAGCAAUCACCCCCUCCAGGCGAGGGGGGGCCCCCUGGCCCCCCCCUCACCCUCAUCUCCCCGGAGGCUGAGGACCCCCCGGAGCAGCUGCAGGACCCCGAGGGCUGCCAGGGGACAGGGGACAGCGAGGAUGAGGCUGAGGGCGCCGGGUACCCCAACGUCACUGAGCUGGGGGUCACCUACAAGCAGGUGUACCCCGAGGCACCGCUGCAGCUUUACCCCACGCCCCCUCUGGGGGUCCUGGCACUGUCCCACCCGGCCCUCGCCCGCACCCAGUCGUCCCCCGCCAGCGUCAAGCCCCCUGUGCCCGAGGGGCCCCCCAAGCACCUCUUCACCACAGGCGUGGUGUACGACACGUUCAUGCUGAAGCACCAGUGCACCUGUGGGAACACCACGAUCCACCCGGAGCACGCCGGCCGCAUCCAGAGCAUCUGGUCCCGGCUCCAGGAGACCGGCCUGCUCGGGAAGUGUGAGCGGAUCCGGGGCAGGAAGGCGACGCUGGAGGAGAUCCAGACGGUGCACUCAGAGCACCACGCGCUGCUCUACGGCACCAGCCCCCUCAACCGCCAGAAACUGGACAGCAAGAAGCUGCUGGGUCCCAUCACGCAGAAGACAUACGCGGUGCUGCCAUGCGGGGGCAUCGGGGUGGACAGUGACACGGUGUGGAACGAGCUGCACUCGUCGAGCGCGGUGCGCACGGCUGUGGGCUGCCUGCUCGAGCUGGCCUUCAAGGUGGCUGCAGGCGAGCUCAAGAACGGCUUUGCGGUCAUCCGCCCCCCGGGCCACCACGCCGAGGAGUCCACAGCCAUGGGCUUCUGCUUCUUCAACUCAGUGGCAAUCUCGGCCAAGCUGCUGCAGCAGCGGCUCAGCGUGGGCAGGAUCCUCAUCGUGGACUGGGACAUCCACCAUGGGAAUGGGACCCAGCAGGCCUUCUACAGUGACCCCCACGUGCUCUACAUCUCCUUGCACCGCUACGACGAUGGCAACUUCUUCCCGGGCAGUGGGGCCCCUGAGGAGGUGGGCAGUGGGCUGGGAGUGGGCUACAACAUCAACAUUGCCUGGACUGGCGGCGUGGACCCCCCGAUCGGGGACGUGGAGUAUCUGACUGCCUUCAGGACGGUGGUGAUGCCCAUCGCCAAGGAGUUCUCCCCAGACCUGGUGCUGGUCUCCGCUGGCUUCGACGCCGUCGAGGGCCACCUGUCCCCGCUCGGUGGCUACUCUGUCACCGCCAAGUGUUUUGGACACCUGACGAAGCAACUGAUGAUGCUGGCGGGGGGCCGGGUGGUGCUGGCGCUGGAGGGGGGCCACGACCUGACGGCCAUCUGCGACGCCUCCGAGGCUUGUGUCUCUGCCCUGCUCGGCCUGGAGCUGGAGCCCCUGGAUCCAUCCCUGCUGCAGCAGAAGCCAAAUGUGAAUGCGGUGGCCACACUGGAGAAGGUCAUCGAGAUCCAGAGCAAGCACUGGGGGUCCGUGCGGCGUUUCGCAGCGGCCGUGGGCCGAUCCUUGCUGGAGGCCCAGCGCAGGGAGGCCGAGGAGGCCGAGACGGUGACGGCCAUGGCCCUGCUCUCAGUGGGCGCCGAGCAGGCCGGGGGAGACACUCAGCCCAGGCCAGUGGAGGAGCCGAUGGAGGCUGAGCCUACGCUCUGACCCACCCGCAUCGUUCCCGUCUCUGAAAAAACCAAGAAACACCCAGAAGAGACGAAAAAACUCACACACACACACACACACACACA